AUGGCUGAGGCUACUGGGAUCCAUGAGCCACUGCUCAAUGAGCACGGCACCAGUAAAAACAAGGACGAGCCGGCAGACAAGACAUGCCCGGCAAGUGGUAAGACCGGUAAGAGGUGCGCCGUGGAGAAUUUCAAGCUGCCGCCGCCGGGGACGUUCACGUCACAUCCGGGAGGACAGGAGCACUUGAAGACAGCAGCGCAGUCCGAGUGUCCGGCCUUGCUUUUCCUGGCCUACCAUGUGGGCUGUGAUCUCGAUGGAAGGAUCGCACGUGCGGUCAAGGCAAAUGGGAUCGAGAUGCCAGACUCUGGCGAGCUAUUUGCUGAUGUUCAUGCUCUUGUCACCAAGGUGAAGGAGGAGCACAAAAAUCAACAUUGGGUCUUUGUUGCCUGGAGCCUCAUCAUCACCGUUGGCUUCUUUACCAUUCUCCCAUGGUUCCUCCUCCGGCCGGGUGUGGCGUCUGCUAUCACGGUGUCAUUGCUCUUUGAGGUCUAUUUCCUCAACAUCUUUCACACAAGACACCACAAAGGCGGAAAGGUCUACGACAUCCCGUGGUUGGAUAAGCUCACAGCACCGCUCUAUGAGGUGGUGGACAACACAUGGGGAUACAAUCCAAAGGCCUGGUGGAAGAAUCACCAUGAGUACCACCACAUGAGCACCAACGCGAAUUGCGACCCUGACAUGCCGGCCAUGUAUCCCUUGGUCAGAUUGUUUCAGGCCCAGGAGAGGCGUUGGUUCCAUGCGGCGCAGACAUUCUACUUUCCCCUGCUGCUUCCAUUUUCAGUUGCCAGAUUUCCGGUUGAGAGCGCCUUCAAGCAUGGGGGCCCCAAAGCCUACUUUGUACUUUGGAUGGUGCUGAUGUGGAUUUGGCCCUGUGCCGUGCACGGUUGGACAGGCCUCUAUGCUACACUCUUCGCACAAGGCUUAACAGGAGUGACCCUUACAUCAAAGUUUGCCGUGUCCCAUUCCCAUGUGGACCUUGUUGCUCACAGCACAGAGGCGGAUUCACUCUUGACCACCAAGAAGACGAAGAUGGAUGCUUGGAUGGUGAACCAAAUCGAGGAAUCUAUGAGUUGGGGUGGCUACUGGAUGACAGUCAUUUUCGGUGGCAUCAAUAUGCAGAUAGAGCAUCAUAUGGCACCAGGACUUGACCCACCGCUCUUAUGGUGCAUGGCAGAUGGCUUGAAGGGAAUCUGCAAGAAGCACAAGAUCCGGUAUACGCACGAGCCCUCCAUCUUUCAUGCUUACAGUGGCCUCCACCGUCGGAUGUGGGUGAUGGGCAAGCCUUAG
Molecule: messenger RNA, 1287 nt
Organism: Effrenium voratum
Lineage: Eukaryota; Dinophyceae; Suessiales; Symbiodiniaceae
Source: the annotation of a GenBank genome assembly